Messenger RNA from Vollenhovia emeryi, 1420 nucleotides. RefSeq lists its product as uncharacterized. The annotation marks the transcript as partial. The record is from RefSeq and is a predicted model, not a curated record. The transcript has 4 exons. Lineage: Eukaryota; Metazoa; Arthropoda; Insecta; Hymenoptera; Formicidae.
AUGGUUAUAAAAGAAGAAAGGAAGAAGAAGAAAAGAGGGAUAGGACACAAGGACUGGUGGGAUAGAAGCUGCACGAGGAAAAAGAAGAUGGUAAGAAGACUUUAUAGAAGCUGGAAGAGAGGAAGAAUAAGUAGGAAUUAUUAUAUUGAAGAAAGGAGAAAGUUAAAGAUCCACCUGGACGAGAAAAAGAAGAGUUGGACAAGGAAGGAAGAAGAGGAACUAAAAAGUUUAAAGAAUAACACGGAGGUAUGGAAGUUUAUAAAUAAAAAGAGAGGGAAAAGGAUACGUAUAGAAAACAACAUAAGCAAGCAGGAGUGGGAAAAUCACUUCCUGGAAUUAUUGGAAGGAGUGAGAUUGGAGGAAGGAAUGGUGACAGAAGAAAAGGAGGAGAAUAUAAGGAAAGGGACGGAAGGAGAGGAAGAGGAAGGAGAAGAAAUUGAAGAAGAGGAAAUUGUACAAGCAAUUAAACGAAUGAAAAAGAGGAAGGCUGCAGAGGUUGACGGUAUACCCAUGGAGGCUUGGAUAUAUGGAGGAAUCACGAUAAGGAAAGGCCUAGUAGAUAUAAUAAAACAGGCGUGGAGAGAAGGAGUGAUUCCUAAAGACUGGGAAACUAGUGUAACAAUCCCGAUCUUCAAAAAAGGUGACCAGGAGAGGGCCGAAAACUACAGGGGCAUAUCCCUGUUGUGUACGGCUUACAAGGUGUAUGCGGAGGUGCUAAGAAGAAGGUUGGAGAAGGAAGUGGAAAGAGGGGAGAUAUUACCGGAGAGCCAGACGGCAUUUGAUAAGGUGGACAGAGAAAAAUUAUGGGAAGUGAUGGAAGACAAAGGAAUAAAUAAGAACUUGAUUGGAAGAAUAAGAAGAAUUUAUAAAGUAACAAGAAAUGUGGUAAGGACCGAAGAGGAUUACGGAGGAAUUUCUAACGAGGAAAGGAAUGACAUGGUGAUAUUAGCAAAGAAUAGGGUAGCAGCGGUAGAUAUGAUGAAGACACUAGAGAGAUUUUUGAGGGAGCGUAGAUUAGCUUUGAAUACUGAAAAAACAAAGAUAAUGGUGUUUAGUAAAGGGGGGAAAGAGAAAAAAGUAAAAUGGAACUGGUUAGGGAAAGAAUUAGAAGAGGUGCAGGUUUUCAGUUAUCUUGGCUUUACGUUUAAUAGAAAAGGAGACUAUAAGGAUCACUUAAAGGUUCUAGAGGCGAAAGGGAGAAGGGCAGCAAAUAGAGUAUGGGGGUAUCUGAUAACGAGAGAACUAGAAUUGGAUAAAUUAAAAAUUAAAUGGGGGAUCAAUGCGAGGAGAUAUGAGGAAAAAAUAAAAGAGAUGGGGGAUAAUAGAUGGGUAAAAGUUUGUUGGAAAGAAAAACAAGAGGAAGGAUGGACUGAUUUGUAUGGUAGGGAGAGGGAGGCUUAUUAUAAUAGAAAUGGAUGGG